AUGGAGGCCUCUGCUUUGACGCCGCAUGGAACUGCCUUUCCAGAAGAGGGGCGAUGCGGUUAUUUUGUGGAAAAGAAGAAGCGGUUCUGCAGGAUGGUGGUGGCAGCCGGAAAAAGGUUCUGUGGUGAACACGCUGGAGCCUCGGAGGAAGAAAAUGCUCGGAAAAGAAUUCUGUGUCCUUUAGAUCCAAAACACACAGUAUAUGAAGAUCAACUAGCAAAGCAUUUGAAAAAGUGUAACUCAAGAGAGAAGCCAAAACCUGACUUCUUUAUUCAAGAUAUUAAUGCAGGCUUAAAAGACGAAACUGAAAUACCGGAUCAAUUAGUUCCAAUUUCGUCUCUCUCUGAAGAGCAGCUGGAAAACUUAAUUAAGAAAUUGAGAAAAGCAAGUGAAGGUUUGAACUGCACACUUAAAGAUCAAAUUAUGUCCCAUCCAGCAUUGCAUGAUGCCCUUAAUGACCCUAAAAAUGGUGAUUCUGCAGCCAAACAUCUGAAACAGCAGGCUUCUAUUUUAGGUAACAUUGAAAAUUUAAAGUUACUUGGUCCAAGAAGAUGCUUUGUUGAAUUUGGAGCAGGAAAGGGAAAAUUAUCUCAUUGGGUUGAUAUUGCCUUAAAGGAUGCUGAAAAAGUUCACUUCAUCCUAGUAGAAAAGGUGACCACAAGAUUCAAGGUAGAUGGCAAACACAGAAAGAAAAAUUCAGUGUUUGAAAGACUUCAAAUUGAUAUUCAACACUUGUGUUUGAACAAGAUUCCUUUGCUGAGCAAAGAAAAACUACCUGUGGUAGGAAUUGGAAAACAUCUGUGUGGUGUGGCAACAGAUCUUGCAUUACGAUGUUUGGUUGAAACCUAUGCUGCCAGUUGUGAGGAAAGGAAUGAAGAACCUUUAGCCAAACGCAUAAAGAAUGAUAAAACAGAAAAAGAAAUUAACACUUUGGCCAAGGAAGGAAAUGAAAAAAAUACCCCAGAGAAGUGGACCCCUGUGGCUGGCAUUGCUAUUGCACUCUGUUGUCACCACAGGUGUGAUUGGAGACAUUAUGUGGGCAAAGAAUAUUUCAGGGCUCUGGGCCUUGGAGCAGUGGAUUUCCACUAUUUCCAGCGAAUGAGUAGUUGGGCGACUUGUGGGAUGCGAAAAACGUCUUUGGAAGCUUCAAAUAUUUCCACAAAAAGAAGAGAUAAACAGAAUGAUGGCAGUGAAGAGCAUGAUGACGGAGGAUACACAAUCACUGAUGACAGCCCUGAGAGUUUGCCUGGGUUUCUUACUGUUGAAGAAAAGAAGAAAAUAGGGCAUCUUUGUAAAUUGCUGAUUGACCAAGGCCGAAUCAAGUAUUUACAGCAGAAAGGCUUCAGUCCUGCUUUACAGUACUACAUAGACCCUCUGGUGUCUUUAGAAAAUGUAUUGUUAACUGCUUUACCAAAUCAUUCUUUAUCACCAGAAACAAGUGCUUAA
Messenger RNA from Rangifer tarandus platyrhynchus (Svalbard reindeer), 1446 nucleotides. NCBI's taxonomy places the organism in Eukaryota, Metazoa, Chordata, Mammalia, Artiodactyla, Cervidae. The record is from the annotation of a GenBank genome assembly.